AUGUGGCAAGUCUACAUCCACGAGAAGUUCCAUUUAGCAAGGACCUCUCCCUUCUCAUCAAUUCUCAUCGCAGACAAACAAAAACAGCUAAAGUUUUCGGGUACGUCCAAGACGGCUCCUUCGGCUUCUAGUCCUGCAGCCAGCUUUAAGACCGUCGCCCUUUUCCAAAAGAAGAAACCUGCACCCAAGGCUAAGCCCGCCCCCGUCACCCCGGCUUCCGACGAGCUUGCCAAGUGGUACGGUCCUGAGAGAAGAAUAUUCUUGCCCGAAGGUCUUUUGGACCGGUCGGAAAUCCCAGAGUACCUCAAUGGGGAAGUCGCCGGAGAUUAUGGUUAUGAUCCUUUUGGACUUGGCAAGAAACCAGAAGACUUUGCCAAAUACCAAGCGUUCGAGCUUAUUCAUGCACGAUGGGCUAUGCUGGGUGCGGCGGGUUGCAUCAUUCCCGAGGCCUUCAACAAGUAUGGUGCCAACUGUGGCCCUGAAGCUGUCUGGUUCAAGACGGGUGCUCUACUACUUGAUGGGAACACAUUGAAUUACUUCGGGAAGAACAUCCCCAUUAACCUCGUCCUGGCUGUCGUUGCAGAGGUUGUUCUUGUUGGUGGUGCUGAAUACUACAGAAUCACCAACGGCUUGGAUUUUGAGGACAAGCUACACCCUGGUGGCCCAUUUGACCCAUUGGGAUUGGCUAAUGAUCCAGACCAGUUUGCAUUGUUGAAGGUGAAGGAGAUCAAGAAUGGUAGACUAGCAAUGUUCUCCAUGUUUGCGUUCUUCAUCCAAGCGUACGUGACUGGACAGGGCCCUGUUGAAAACCUAGCUUCUCACUUGAGCGAUCCCUUUGGAAACAACAUUCUAACUGUUAUUUCUGGAAACAUUGAACGAACCCCAACCCUGUAAACCCCAAAUUUCAACUCUUCAUCAUGAUUGAUAAUCAAAUGCCACUCAUGUAAUCUAUACUUUUUGAUUUUAUGACAAGGUGUUCGAUCAUAUGUUGGGUCAACAUAUAUUCAUUUCGUUUGUUUAUCA
Molecule: messenger RNA, 1023 nt
Organism: Lactuca virosa
Lineage: Eukaryota; Viridiplantae; Streptophyta; Magnoliopsida; Asterales; Asteraceae
Source: the annotation of a GenBank genome assembly